This is a messenger RNA of Arctia plantaginis, 783 nucleotides long. The record is from the annotation of a GenBank genome assembly. Lineage: Eukaryota; Metazoa; Arthropoda; Insecta; Lepidoptera; Erebidae.
AUGUAUCAAAUCCGACAAAAAAGCCCUGCUCCUAUCGAGUACAUAAAUAACAAUUUUGAGGAUUUACAAAGUUACAAGAUUGUUAGCUCUUUAUGUAAAAACAAGUUGUUUGAAACUGAUAAGUUGUUACCUGAAUUGCAACUUGAAGGCACUUUGGUCAAUAGGCUUGAUAAUUUGGAGCCAGCAAACGAGGUAACCAGUUUGGAAGACAAUUCUCUGAACAAAGUAAAUGUUUCAGAGCCACUUAAAAGAGCUUGUAGCCCGCUGGCUAAUGAACAUAUAUCAGAGCAGCUAUCUAAAAUAGAUAGCUACCUACAAGAGAGCUUAGAAUUUUGUUCAGGGACUAAGGUAAGAUCUACUCCUUCACCAGUGAUCACUGAAAUUAUGAUGGGAUGUAAUACACAUGAGAAGGCCAAUACUUUCAUGAAUCAAAAAAUAUAUGAAGAUAAUAUCAUACACUCAACCACUAUAUCGGAAUAUAAAAAUGAGGUGAACCAAAUUAGCAAAGAAGAUAUUGUGACUGAAAACGCACCCGAAAAUGAGGCAUUAACUGGCCAAAAAGAAUAUCACCGUGAAUCAGAGCUGAAGAUGCCUUCAUAUGAUAUUGAUGAUAAAAAGAGUAUGUCAAAAUUAAACAGUGUCACUGAAAAGCAACCAGGAGUAUUAAGGGCUAUAUAUAACAUGCCGAUACAUUACCACGCAGCGAUAUUGUGUUUCUUUUUAAUUAUAUAUAAUCUUAUAUAUCAGUACAUAAAACAAAACUGUAAUGGAAAUAAAAAAUAA